UACAGGACUUCGGCGACCACAAAGAUUGAGCUCCUUGGGGCCCUCUUCUGCAGAGUAUGCCCACCAGGUUCCUAUUCUCCCACUCCUCUAGACCCCCCAUGCAAAUCCCCAGGCUGUCCUCCUAUAUUGAGUGGGGAGACACUGGGGCUUGGAACUCCUGAUUGGAUUUUCUACCUCUGUUCUCCCCUUCCCGCUCUCCUGCCUCCAGGCUACUUUGCCCAAAAACUUUCAACAGCUCCCCAGUGCCUGUAGGAUCGAGUGCAGAUUCCUUGACCUGGCAUCAUGGUCACUGGCAUUCGGGCCUUAGCUGAGUUUUCUGAGUUUCUCUCCCCCUCCUCCUCUGUGCGAACCGUCCAUUCCAACCAGACUGGACUGUUUGGUCUCCUUGGAUCACACUCCCUGGAGAGUCUCCCCCACCCCCUUCUUUCUACCUUCCAGAUCACAUUCUCUUCCCUCUGGAAGCUCCAGGAAAUGACCAGACCUGAAGGAUGUGUUUCUUUCUCAGAAGGAUUCUGGUACUUACUGCCCACAGGGCUCACUGGGGCCCUGCCUGCUACCCUUCACCGUGACGCUUCAAUUGCUUUGGUCACAUUUCCUCCAUAGACCGCCAGCCCCAGGCAGAUGGAAAAUUGUUGUAGAUCCCUUUUGGUCCGUAAUAAAUGUUUGAUGUUCUAAUUUCUUAUACAAGGGUUUCUUAAGACGAGGUCUUUGUUUACCACAGUUAAAAGAGUCACAGGGAAACUGACACCAAAUAACUCUGCCAGACACAGAGCUUGGAAAUAGGAGACACAGGCCAGAGCCUCAUGUAUUUGCUUCACGCUCAACUUUUUACAAAGAGGUCCUCCCUCUGUACCAGUUAGGUUGUUCUUGGCUGUGAGAAACCAAAACCCCAACUCCCAGUGGGCUUCGGCAAUGAGGGAAGUUAUCUCUCAUGGCAGAACUCCUAGAGGCUGGGCUCAGGGACGUUCCCAGGGUCCUUCGUCCUUUGUCUCUUCCCCGUCAUCCCAUCCUUGACAUUCUGGCUUUGCCCUCAAGCUUCCUCAUGGUCAGCAGAUGGCAGGCAGCAAUCAUGACAGUACCCACCCUUGCUCUCCAGGGGGUGGAAGUGUGGAAUGUGACUCCUCCCUAGUCUGAUUGAUCCAACUCGGAUAGUGUGCCAUGGGUUACCUGCUGAUUGGUCCUCCAGAGAAGGGUAGGGGAGCUCCUGGCUUCCUCCAAGCCCUGUGGGUGUCUGGAGGAAGGACAAACUCGGGAUUUUGCUAGGAAGAGGAAGGGAGGGAGUGGCUGCUGGGUAGGAAACAACAGUGUCCACUCUGUCAUUUAUUAUUAACACACUUGAUUUGGAGGCCCAAGAAGCCAGGGGUAGGUGGCUGACUCCGGCUCAGGGUGCCACAGCCAACACAGGAGACAGCCUUCGUUGUCUAGUCUCAGUCCCCAUCUUUGGAAAGAAUCUUCUCCUGCUUAGAUUUAAAAUCCUUUGUUUCACAUGACCCUGAUGAACAGUGGUUUUCUGCCUCAGCACUGAUCAGCUUUGCUUCAAGUGACAGGAAGGCAGUUGAGUGUGUCCAAAAUGCUUUAAAAUGCCGCAUUUCAUUUUGCAUCUCUUUGGCUCUUUAUUAACCAUUUCUUUUCCUCUCCUCUAGAUGCUUUACCUAAUAGGCUGAGCCUAAGUGUAUGAAACUGCUGUUUUGGCACACCAAAAGCAUCAAAUAUCAGUGUUUACCAGGUUCAACUGAGAACAUUAUUUCUAACCUCCUCUACAACCUCAUUUUGCAGUCAGGAGCCUGAGUUCAGAAAGGCCACACAGUUAAUUAGCAGUGGAGCUGGGGUUUGAACCUAAGUAUGUCUGGCUUUUCAUCUUCCAGCUUUCCCAGACACCACACAUCCUCUUCUGAGACGACUUACAGUUCAGUUUUGCAGCAGGAACUCAGAGCCAGGCUGGUCUGGGAUGCCAUGAGAUAGCUACCAAGUGAUUAGUGAUACCUUCACGGGCAUCUCCAAAAGAGCAAACCAGUUAGGCAAACUGAUCUGUGGAGUCGGCUUCCUGAGACUGAGGUGCUCCGACUGUACCUGCCCCAGGCCCUGCGCCUCCCCAGUGGAGGGUCAGCAGAGGGUGCAGCAGUGUUGGCAAGAGGAGAAAUCCAGAGGAGUUUCCUCCGGGAGGGGACACUCCAGGGAAGGGAAUGGGCCUGCUGUCCACAGCAGCCCGUGCCCAGGAGGGUUCAGAGCAGCUCGUUCACAUCAGACCUGGCCCGGGACAUGGAGCAAAGCAGGUCUUUGCUGGUUCUCGAGGUGCCUACAGUGAUGGAUGAGGCCCACCCGACUUGUGGCUCUCUUCAGCAGCCGUCAUCCCACUAGGACCCCACGGUGGUGUUAGGAUGCACCUCUCGGCCGUGUUCAAUGCCCUCCUGGUGUCGGUGCUGGCGGCAGUCCUGUGGAAGCACGUGCGGCUGCGCGAGCAUGCAGCCUCUCUGGAGGAUGAAGUGGCCCUCAGCCGACAGGCCCCAGAGCCAGCCCCAGCACUGAGGAUCGAGUACCCAAAGGCCCUGCAGAACCUGAUGGAAGGCGGCACACACAUGGUGUGCACAGGCCGCACCCACACAGACCGCAUCUGUCGCUUCAAGUGGCUCUGCUACUCCAACGAGGCUGAGGAGUUCAUCUUCUUCCACGGCAACACCUCUGUCAUGCUGCCCAACCUGGGCUCGCGGCGCUUCCAGCCUGCCCUGCUCGACCUGUCCACCGUGGAGGACCACAACACGCAGUACUUCAACUUUGUGGAGCUGCCGGCCGCCGCCCUACGCUUCAUGCCCAAGCCGGUGUUUGUGCCUGACGUGGCGCUGAUCACCAACCGCUUCAACCCUGAUAACCUCAUGCACGUCUUCCACGACGACCUCCUGCCCCUCUUCUACACCCUGCGGCAGUUCCCUGGCCUGGCCCACGAGGCCCGGCUCUUCUUCAUGGAGGGCUGGGGUGAGGGUGCACACUUUGACCUCUACAAGCUUCUCAGCCCCAAGCAGCCACUCCUGCGAGCACAGCUAAAGACCCUGGGCCGGCUGCUGUGCUUUUCCCAUGCCUUCGUGGGCCUUUCCAAGAUUACCACCUGGUACCAGUAUGGCUUCGUCCAGCCCCAGGGCCCAAAGGCCAACAUCCUUGUCUCGGGCAACGAGAUCCGGCAGUUUGCACGGUUCAUGAUGGAGAAGCUGAAUGUGAGCAUCGCAGGGACCCCCCUAGGUGAGGAGUACAUUUUGGUCUUCAGCCGCACCCAAAACAGACUCAUCCUAAAUGAGGCAGAGCUGCUGCUGGCUCUGGCCCAGGAGUUCCAGAUGAAGACAGUGACGGUAUCCCUGGAAGACCAUGCCUUUGCAGAUGUGGUCCGGCUAGUCAGCAAUGCCUCCAUGCUGGUCAGCAUGCAUGGGGCCCAGCUGGUCACCGCCCUCUUCCUGCCCCGUGGGGCAACUGUGGUUGAGCUCUUCCCAUACGCUGUCAAUCCUGACCACUACACCCCCUAUAAGACGCUGGCCAUGCUGCCUGGCAUGGACCUCCAGUAUGUAGCCUGGCGGAACAUGGUGCCAGAAAAUACAGUUACACACCCCGAGCGGCCCUGGGACCAAGGGGGCAUCACCCACCUAGACCGAGCUGAACAGGCCCGUAUCCUGCAAAGCAGGGAGGUCCCACGGCAUCUCUGUUGCCGGAACCCCGAGUGGCUCUUCCGGAUCUAUCAGGACACCAAGGUGGACAUCCCAUCCCUCAUCCAGACCAUACGGCGUGUGGUGAAGGGCCAGCCAGGGUCGCGGAAACAGAAGUGGACCGUUGGCCUCUACCCUGGCAAGGUGCGGGAGGCACGGUGCCAGGCGUCAGUGCAGGGUGCCGCUGAGGCCCGCCUCACCGUCUCCUGGCAGAUCCCGUGGAACCUCAAGUACCUGAAGGUGAGGGAGGUGAAGUACGAGGUGUGGCUCCAGGAACAGGGGGAGAACACCUAUGUGCCUUACAUCCUGGCCCUGCAGAACCACACCUUCACUGACAACAUCAAGCCCUUCACCACCUACCUGGUGUGGGUCCGCUGCAUCUUCAACAAGAUCUUCCUGGGACCCUUUGCAGAUGUGCUUGUGUGCAACACGUAGCAAGUGGGCCAUGGCCAGGCCCCGGGAGGCCAGCUCUACCAGCUCACUGUCCCUGGGUUGGCCAACUCCCCACCGUGAUGACAUCUGAGAAUUAUUUAUUUAUCGAGAAGGCUGGACCCAGGCCUGCACCUCAGGGCCUUCUUGUUGCAUCUGUGGGUGGGGUCCGCAGCCCUCCUCUUUGUACUUGUGCAGUGGGUCUCUCCCCAACCCUUCUCCCAUCCUAAACAUCCAUACCCCUGGAGGGGAGUUUCUUAGAGGGGAGGAGGAAGGGAAAAAGGAGGAAGGAAAGUAAGACUCCCAAUGAACGUCUUUGACUAAGUGAUGAUUCUGUUUCCUCCGAUGUCUUGCUGGCUGGUGUCCAGGUUUCUGGAAACUGAAUAAUCAUGUGGUUGUGUGAAUGGAUGACUCAUCAACUUCCACCAUCAUGGAAUUCACCUGUAACCCAAUGAGGGGUGUGUUUGGAACAUAUCCAUUAAAUGGUUAUAAACAUC
Molecule: messenger RNA, 4612 nt
Organism: Choloepus didactylus (southern two-toed sloth)
Lineage: Eukaryota; Metazoa; Chordata; Mammalia; Pilosa; Megalonychidae
Gene: POMGNT2
Product: protein O-linked mannose N-acetylglucosaminyltransferase 2 (beta 1,4-)
Exons: 2
Coding region: 2379-4121 (580 amino acids)
Biological process (GO): protein O-linked glycosylation via mannose
Cellular component (GO): endoplasmic reticulum
Molecular function (GO): protein O-acetylglucosaminyltransferase activity; protein binding
Source: RefSeq, a predicted model, not a curated record